CUUCCGCAACAGGCAGUCGGCAGCCAUUAGCGAAUCCCCUCGACAACACCAUGGAGCACGUUGACCAGACUGAGAAGGCCUACCAAAAGCAGCAGGGCGUGUUCCUUGCCAGCAAGAAGUUUGCCGGUAAGAAGAAGGGCCCUCGUUUCUACAAGGAGGUGGGUCUGGGCUUCAAGACCCCCAAGAGCGCCAUCGAGGGCCAAUACGUGGACAAGAAGUGCCCGUUCACUGGCAACAUCUCGAUUCGUGGCCGUAUCCUCAAGGGCGUCGUUCUCUCGACCAAGAUGAAACGCACGAUCAUUGUGCGUCGUGACUACUUGCACUUCGUCAAGAAGUACAAGCGUUUCGAGAAGCGUCACAAGAACGUGGCUGCCCACCUGUCGCCUGCCUUCCGCGUGAAGGAGGGUGACGUCGUCACCAUCGGCCAGUGCCGCCCGCUUGCCAAGACGGUGCGCUUUAACGUGCUGGAGGUCGAGCCUGCCUCGGAGACCAAGCCCAUCAACGUGCGCAAGCAGUUCCGCCAGUUUUAAGUGUUCGUCGAGCGAACAACUGGUUGGGUGUCGGGCUAUAGCUUGUAGUGCGAGCUAAACGACUGUCAAUCCAAUGAUAAUCAGGGGUUUCACAACAAUUA
Messenger RNA from Phytophthora infestans T30-4, 631 nucleotides. Its product is annotated as 40S ribosomal protein S11. Gene Ontology annotation, cellular component: ribosome; cytosolic small ribosomal subunit. The record is from RefSeq and is a predicted model, not a curated record. The transcript has 2 exons. Bases 51 to 530 code for a protein of 159 amino acids. Gene Ontology annotation, biological process: translation. Gene Ontology annotation, molecular function: structural constituent of ribosome. Lineage: Eukaryota; Oomycota; Peronosporomycetes; Peronosporales; Peronosporaceae.